Messenger RNA from Episyrphus balteatus (marmalade hoverfly), 1556 nucleotides. RefSeq names its product fork head domain-containing protein FD4-like. Gene Ontology annotation, molecular function: RNA polymerase II cis-regulatory region sequence-specific DNA binding; DNA-binding transcription factor activity, RNA polymerase II-specific. The coding region runs from base 336 to 1556 and encodes 406 amino acids. The transcript is spliced from 4 exons. Gene Ontology annotation, biological process: cell differentiation; anatomical structure morphogenesis; regulation of transcription by RNA polymerase II. NCBI's taxonomy places the organism in Eukaryota, Metazoa, Arthropoda, Insecta, Diptera, Syrphidae. The record is from RefSeq and is a predicted model, not a curated record.
CGGGACGGAUGUUAUUGACUCUCGCCGAUGAAAAAUAGACGAACACAAUCGCGCAGCACACAAUAUGGCGACAAUGGUGAUGGUGAUGAUGAUGAGUGCUGGAGUAGCACCUCUUUGUGUCCUGUGUCCGCUAUUCGGCGGUUAGUUGUAUUUACACGGUCGCACUUGAAAAACCAGUCUUUACUUAUCGGGCGGUUGACAAUAAAUUUUUGCGGCGAAUUCGGUAUUUUUCGUGAUUUUUGCCAAAUCCUCCAAAAAAAAAACUAAAGAAUUUGUGACAUAAAAGUGACAGUGUGACAAGUGACAAGAUAAUUAGAUUAAACAAAAAAAAAAACAUGCCGCGACCAUCGCGUGAAUCUUACGGAGAUCAAAAACCGCCUUAUUCGUAUAUAUCCUUGACCGCUAUGGCAAUUUGGAGUUCGCCGGAAAAAAUGCUCCCACUAAGUGACAUUUAUAAAUUUAUCACGGAUCGUUUUCCGUAUUAUCGAAAAAAUACCCAACGAUGGCAGAAUUCACUGCGACAUAAUUUAAGUUUUAAUGACUGUUUUAUUAAAGUUCCUCGAAGGCCUGAUAGGCCUGGCAAAGGGGCCUAUUGGGCUUUACACCCUCAAGCAUUUGAUAUGUUUGAAAAUGGAAGUUUAUUGCGGCGGAGAAAACGUUUUAAACUUCAUAAAAAUGAUAAAGAUUUGUUGAAUGAGGAGUUGGCAGCACUGGCGAAUUUGAAUCGCUUCUUUUUUACGACGAAUAACGCUCCGGCUCCGAUGUGCCCGCCACCUAUGGCUGCGGAGCCGCCAAGUAUGUAUAUGCAACGGCUGCCUCCGAUGUUGAAUUCGUCGCCUGUGCGACCGAUUUCACCGUUACAAACGACAACUCUGAUUCAUGAUCGACCGAAGAGGGCAUUUACGAUUGAAAGCCUGAUUACGCCCGAUAAAGAUUCUGUAAUAUCAGUCGAUGAUAUAACGGUAGAAGAUCGACCCGAAGAUGAUGAGUUGUUUUCACAGCGACAUGUACCGCUUCCACCGUUGCAUACGAUAAACGCUGGUAAUAUACCGUUUUUGCAUUAUCCUGGUCCUAAUCCUGCUAGUUUAGGAUAUGAUCUGCCAAUGCAUCCACUACUCAUGAUAACAGCUCCUCUUGGUGGAUUUAAUCCAGCGGCGGCGGCGUAUUAUCCAAGUAACAUUGGAAUGCAAUCAGCACAUCAUGCAGCUGAACUGAAUCAUCGAAUAAAUGCUGGACUAAGAACUGUUAAACCACCAUUGCCACGAGAAUUGCCACAACCAUUAACAAAGCGUCAGUAUGGUCCAGCAGCUUCUACAGCUUCAACUUUAACCAAUUACCAUCACCAAACUGUGAUUGUAAAUCAACCACCAUUCCAUCAAGUCAUUGAAAACCAUCAAACAAUAUCAGCGGCACAAACAGCAGCCACUAACGCAAUCAAAGAGGUGAGAAAAUCACUUGAACCCAAACAUCGAUCACCUCUGAAAUUAAUGAUAGGAGGCCAAGCCACUGGUUGGUUGGUUGGUUGGUUUGGGACUUCAGCUGGUUGGGUUGGUUGA